This is a messenger RNA of Linum trigynum, 312 nucleotides long. The record is from the annotation of a GenBank genome assembly. NCBI's taxonomy places the organism in Eukaryota, Viridiplantae, Streptophyta, Magnoliopsida, Malpighiales, Linaceae.
AUGGCUUCGGCCACGUCUUCAGAGUCCGAUUCGGCAACGUACCACAUCUCCUCAUGGAUAGAGUCCCGAAACAGGUUCUUCGAUCCCCUCGCCCAUGCAUUGGGUGGAUUCCCGCCAUUAGGGCACGUCGGGGUCUAUUUGAAACCUUGUUCCGAUCCAGUCGUAUCUAGGCCGACGUCUUCCAUGGGGAUUUCUUUCUCAAACAGUGCUGUUGCGGCCAAAGGUUUGGCACGCUUCUUGGCUUGCUGCGUCCCCCUCUCUGCCUUGUCAUUGGGUGAGGAAGAUGCUGAAAGAGGUCUUCGUAUACCUUGA